Rhipicephalus sanguineus (brown dog tick) is the source of this 221-nucleotide messenger RNA. RefSeq lists its product as uncharacterized. Lineage: Eukaryota; Metazoa; Arthropoda; Arachnida; Ixodida; Ixodidae. The record is from RefSeq and is a predicted model, not a curated record.
UUCGAUAUCUGGCAUGCGCUAUCAGAAGGCACCGAAUGGCCGCGGCAGGAGAUACUCCACAACGUGGAUCCAGUGAGCAGAGCCAUGGCGCUGAGAGUGGGCCGCUACAAGCUCUUGGUUCAGGCACCGAAAAACGACAGCAGAUUGAAGAACAACCGCCACCCUGUGAAAGGCAUGGAUCGUCCACUGGACGACUUGACGCGGUUGCGCGCAGCUUCAAG